This is a messenger RNA of Nymphaea colorata (pocket water lily), 1046 nucleotides long. RefSeq names its product ATP-dependent kinase-like protein notR'. The record is from RefSeq and is a predicted model, not a curated record. Lineage: Eukaryota; Viridiplantae; Streptophyta; Magnoliopsida; Nymphaeales; Nymphaeaceae. The annotation marks the transcript as partial. Gene Ontology annotation, molecular function: ATP binding; kinase activity. The transcript has 11 exons. Gene Ontology annotation, cellular component: cytoplasm.
CUAUGUUGGUUGCUGGAGAAACGCAAAAUCGACGUUCGUGGAUGGCAAAGUGGCAACGCUUCAAAUGGGUCAAAGCAGAUUGUUGUUCAAAAAAGAAGUUGCUUCAAGGUUUUCUCAAGUCAUGACAAGGAAGCGUUAGUAUUAAAGGCCAGGUCCAUUGAUGAAAUAUAUGAUGCCCUAGUUGAACGACUUCUUCCUGUGGCUGAUACAUCAGACCAGACUACCUCAAAAUACAUUGUAGGGCUAGCUGGUCCUCCUGGAGCUGGCAAGUCAACUCUUGCAAAUGAAGUAGUUCGGCGUCUGAACAUGAUAUGUCCCCAAAAAGCUCCUUCAUUUGAUGGUCUUGUAGAAGCUAGCAAUUUUGCAACUGUCGUGCCAAUGGAUGGAUUUCAUCUUUACCGCUCUCAGCUUGAUGCAAUGGAGGAUCCAGACGAAGCACAUGCAAGGAGAGGAGCUCCAUGGACGUUUGAUCCAGUACGACUGCUAGCAUGUCUUACGACCUUGAAAGAAAAGGGAUCUGUUUAUGUACCAUCUUUUGAUCAUGGUGUCGGAGAUCCUGUAGAAGAUGAUAUAUUUGUGGGUAUGAAGCAAAAGUUAGUUAUAGUAGAAGGAAAUUAUCUGCUCUUGGAUGAUGGAGUUUGGAAGGAUAUUUCACGUGUAUUUGAUGAGAAAUGGUUUAUUGACAUUGACAUUGACAAAUCGAUGAAGCGAGUUGUGAAUCGGCAUAUUGCAACAGGGAAAGCACCAGAUGUUGCUGAAUGGCGGGUUGAAUAUAAUGACAGACCUAACGCAGAGCUUAUUAUGAAGUCAAAGAAAAACGCGGAUUUGGUUAUCUGCUCUGUGGAUUUCAAUCAAUGAUGUGUCUGUAACUCUCUGGAUAUUCCAUCUUAUGCUAUCAAUAAGCACAGACCUUGUUUGUUUUUCUCCUUAUUGCAGACCAGAUUGUUUAGACUCAUUACCUUGAUGUAAGCACGUGUUUGUCAUCUAACCUGACCUUUAUUUGGCUUCACCAAGAAGGGAACUUUAUUCAUAAAUAUGAUUUUUAA